Castor canadensis (American beaver) is the source of this 1032-nucleotide messenger RNA. Its product is annotated as TLR adapter interacting with SLC15A4 on the lysosome-like. The record is from RefSeq and is a predicted model, not a curated record. NCBI's taxonomy places the organism in Eukaryota, Metazoa, Chordata, Mammalia, Rodentia, Castoridae. Gene Ontology annotation, biological process: regulation of toll-like receptor signaling pathway.
CUGAGAAACAAACGACACAAAAAGUACUUUUCCUGUGUCUGGACUGUUGAAUUUCAGAAGACCAAAUCUUUAGGUAUCCAGAAAUUUAGAAAACAAAACUUGUCUAAUAAAAUGCUUGGAGAAGCUUUUCUAAUUGAACUCCUAUACAAAGAACAGAAAUGUGCAAACUUUUGCAAACCAUUAACAUGUAAGAAGACCUCAAAUGAUGAAAAGAAAACUUCAAAAAAUAAACUUUUAGAUAUAGAAGACAAUUCACUUCCCCCUCUUAAGGUGGAAAAUCAAAAAAAAGUUAUAAAAGGAAAUUUAACAGAACAAAGUAAUGGUGCAACUCAAAUUAAAUCUAUGGAUGAGCUAUCUGUGGCAAAAUGCAAAAGUAUAACUGUUCCAGCAAAUGUGUCAAUUGCAUUACCCAUUCCAAAGAGAGAACAUGAUGAAAGACAGUUGGAUUUAUAUCAAUCCUGGUCAUGUACAAGUAUUUGCCAGAAUUAUCCUGACUUACAGAUUGGAGGUGACCACGUGGGCAACAUGUAUGAUUCAGGCUGCUUUGUGGAACACACACAUGAUGAUGUUUUUAAUGGUCCUCUUUUACUUUCAGUGGAUAUACCAUUGGGUCGUUCUCCUAUCAUUGAGCCUUUAGAGAAAACAUCCAACUCAAAAUUAUUGAAUGAGGAUGAAAUUCGAGAAAAAAGUAUCUUGCUACAUAAGCAGCCCCUUUCUAAUUCUAUGCUUAAUAGUUAUAUGGAAAAAAAGGUAGAUGAACUCUACAAACAAUUUUUGGAAGAAAAUCUCACCAGAUGCCGCUCUAUAACCAAUCUAAUGGCUUCCAAUCUGCUGAUGAGUAAUGUAAAUCAGAUUAGUCUUCAAAUAUCUCAAGAACAGAACAUAGAGGCAUCAAAAGCUCGGGAAGCUCUCCUAAACUCUUUAGCACUAUGUAAUCUUCGUAACUUUUCCUGUGGAAAUAGUUCUGAAUUUAGCACUCCUAAUUUACAAAUAUCAAACCAGACAAGUAGGGAACUUGUAUCACAUCUAUAG